AUGGCGAAUUUCUCAGUUGAUGCAGUUAAUUUAGCGACUGUUAAAUCGGCUGAUCCGCAAGUUUCAUCAAUUAUUAAUCUUGCUAAUUUCGCACAACUCUAUCAUUACAAUUUUAUUGAGGAGGCGUGGAAGCGGGAAAAAUUUGCAGGGCCAAUAUUUCUUUGUAAACGAAGCGAAGAGCCGAAAUUUUGUCUUAUUGUAAAAAAUCAGUGUUCACCUAAUGAUUAUAUCGAAUUUAUUCAACCAGAAAUGAGAGUUUGUCAUAGUUCAAGCUCUAAAUAUAGUUGUAUUCUUGCUUUCUGGAUAUAUGAUGAAAGAGAUCGUAUAAAAAUUUAUAAACAAUUGCUCCUUAUAAUUCAGUCAUGUGAUCUUAAAAACACCAAAAUUUCUUACGAAACUAACGUUUUACAAGAUAAUGAUGGUAACGAUAAGCCGUCAUGGAUGAAGCAAUUAUUUAUCAUUAGCGAUAAAAGCACUCUCGUUACUGAUAAAUUAGAAAAACGGUUAAAAAAUGAUCUAAUUGAAAAUAAUAAAAAAGCCAGUCAGAACAUGGAACUAAUUAAGCAGUCUAUUACAUACAAUUCUGAAGAAUCUCUCAAUGGAAUCUUUAACAGUAAUUUAAAUAAAUUUUAUUGUCGUUCAAUUUUUUUUCGAUCGGUAACUCCACGCUCUAAUGCAUUCAAUAUUAAUCACUUAAUGGGUCCUUCAUGCUCGAAGUCCACGGAUUUUGCGAAUUUGGCUGAUACGGAUUUGAUAGAAAGAUGCGACGAGAAAAAAAGGAAUGCAGCACUAAAUAAAGAACAAUUUAUAUUAGCUUUAUGUCACUUGAUUAAGAAUGAUGAUGGGUUUGCUUCACGAAUUUAUGAAGAAUAUAUCAAAAUAUCAAGUGAGGAUAGUACUACAAAGGAAACAAUUAGAAAGACAAAAUAUAUUGGUUCACCUGAAAAUAUCAAUCUAACCUCUCUUAAACAAAUUGAUCCAGAUGUUAAGGCCAUUAUCGACAAGGCAAAGAUGAUUACGGGUUAUAAAUUUGAUAAAGCGACUGAGAAGUGGAAAAGAAUGAAUCUCAAAGGGCCUUUAUUUUUAUGUGAGCGAUCAUGUCUACCAAAUUACUGUUUUAUUGUCAGAAAUCUGGAAUCAGUUUCUGAUUUAAUUCAACCAGUUGUACCUAAAUUAAGUUUAUGUUUAAAAUCAACUGGAAUAAGCAUCAGGAGACCAGUUUUGAAUAAGCUUUCAAGUUCAAGCGAAAUUGUUAAAGGAUUUUUCAAUGCAUCAGAAUUGGAAACAUUAUUCCUGAAGAAUUCUGAUUCUGAAAAUAAAAAAAAUGAAAAUACCAUCUUUGAAAGAUUGAAAGCAGUUCCAAUAUCAAGGCAUAACGCAGGCGAUUCGAAACAUUUUUCUGAAAGCUAUGUUACCAAGAAAAUUUCAACUCUAGCCGAUGCCAUUUUUUCUAACCAGUUAGAUCCAAUAUUAAAAGCCGUCGGAAGCCGUAAAACAGUGAGCCGCCAAUAUUUGUGCAAUGAUUGA
Molecule: messenger RNA, 1527 nt
Organism: Dracunculus medinensis (Guinea worm)
Lineage: Eukaryota; Metazoa; Nematoda; Chromadorea; Rhabditida; Dracunculidae
Source: the annotation of a GenBank genome assembly